AUGACCGACCUCCUAUCGCCCAAGUCAAAGUUCCGGUGGACGACCGCCGCCGAGCAGGCCCUGACCGCGGUGAAGCAGCGAUUCAGAGAGUGCCACACCCUAUCACGCCUGGACCCAGACGAACCCAUCUUCGUCCAGACGGACGCCAGCCAAGAGGGCAUGGGGGCGGUGCUCUACCAGGAAGGGGGAGACGGGGAGCGGCGAGUGGCCGAGUAUGCCAGCGCCAAGUUCGGCCCUGCAGAACGCCGCUAUCAUGCAAACGAGCAGGAGUGCCUUGCGGACCCCCAGGGCUGGGAGGAACUCCUGCCACCACCUCACCCACCAGCCAGCGGCACCACGGCACCCGCACCAGCGGCCCUUUACGCCAUCCAGCGGGCGAACCCUACCACCCAGGCAGACACACCAGCCACCCUACUCGCCCUAAUGGAGCAUGUGAGGCAGGCCCAGGUCGACGACCCCGACACGCAGCGCGACCUGGCCGCCUGCCAACAGUGUCAGCAACGCAAGGCGCGCCUUGCGGACGGGGUAGAACAGCAGCGCCCCCGACGACCAGAGGAGCCCUUCCAUACUGUGGCCCUCGACGUCAUGGGGCCCUACCCCCGCACAACCCGGGGAAAGCGCUUCCUCGUUGUGACCACCGACGUGUUCACGCGAUGGUCAGAGGCGUUCGCCGUGUCCAACGCACGCGCAGGGACGAUAGUGGCCCUCCUGGACAACGAGGUGUUCCCCCGCUAUGGGUACCCAAAGACGCUACUAACAGACAACGGUACCGAGUUCACAGGGAGACGUUGGGCGGCAGACUGCCGACGCUGGGGAGUUGAGCAUCACACUACCCCGACGUAUCACCCGAGGGCGAACCCGACGGAGCGACGCAACCAGGACAUCAAAGUUCAGUUGCGCCUCCGCCUGGGGGAUGAUCACUCGAAAUGGGAUGUGCACCUGCCCAAGUUGCUCUACUGCCUGCGCCGGCGAGUCAAUGUUGUUACCGGCCAUUCCCCCGCGGAACUGCUCCACGGUCAGAAACUCGCCCUACCGGGCGAGCUGCGGGUCGCUGAGGCAGCAGGGGCAGUCACCCGCCCACCAGCCAUUGACCUAAGGGAAGAGGCACGACGGCACCAAGCCCAGUUCCUGGCCACCCGAACCCCGCAGUCAGCCACUCUCCCAACACCACUGGAGCCAGGGCAGAUGGUCUAUGCCCGGUGUCACCAUCUGUCGUCCGGCAGAAAGAACUACUGCGCGGGGCUGAGCCCCAAGUGGGCAGCCCCCCGGGAGGUCUUGCUACGCCUAGGCCCCACCACAUACCUCAUCAGACUCCCAAAUGGUAGGGCCACAAAAAUCCACAGGGACGACCUGCGCCUCGUUUCCACUGCCGAGGAUCCCUCUGAGGUCGUCAUCAGCCUGGUCAGCAUCGCAGUGAGAUGGUGCUUCCAUCGAAGCCGCUACUUCCAACUGGGCGAGCGGGUACCCGGUCCUGCUGGGGUACCUCUUCUGGGCAACACUUUGCAAGUGGUCACUCGCAGGGAAGACAUCUUGAGAUUCUUCAAGGAGCUGCGCGAAUGCUACGGUGCCGUGCUAGACGUGGCGGGAGACAGCGAGCUGCAGAGCGUGGCCUUCCUCACUCCUGAGGACCGCGUGGUCGUGGUGCUGGCCAACACGGUGCAGCUAUACGUGGCGGGAGACAGCGAGCUGCAGAGCGUGGCCUUCCUCACUCCUGAGGACCGCGUGGUUAUGGUUCUGGCCAACACGUGA
Molecule: messenger RNA, 1749 nt
Organism: Bacillus rossius redtenbacheri
Lineage: Eukaryota; Metazoa; Arthropoda; Insecta; Phasmatodea; Bacillidae
Exons: 6
Coding region: 1-1749 (582 amino acids)
Biological process (GO): DNA integration
Molecular function (GO): nucleic acid binding
Source: RefSeq, a predicted model, not a curated record